Messenger RNA from Neopelma chrysocephalum (saffron-crested tyrant-manakin), 1226 nucleotides. It is a transcript of the gene IL22RA2, whose product is annotated as interleukin 22 receptor subunit alpha 2. The record is from RefSeq and is a predicted model, not a curated record. Gene Ontology annotation, molecular function: protein binding; interleukin-22 receptor activity. Lineage: Eukaryota; Metazoa; Chordata; Aves; Passeriformes; Pipridae.
AUGCCCAAGAGGAAGAGAGUUGCUUUUCAGUCAUGGAGCGCUCUCCGAAGCAUGAGGAGGAUCAUGCUUUCCUUCCUCUGGUUACUGAUGCACCUGCUUCAGGAUGAGAUAACUUCACUUUUACUUAUGGAAAACCAAGACCUGCAAGACUCGAUUAAGCCGCAGAAGGUAGAGUUUCAUUCGUUAAACUUCAACAGCACUUUGCAUUGGCAGCCUGGGUGGGCCAGAGAGGCGAGAGACACACUCUACUUUGUGCAGUAUAAAGUUUAUGGGCAGACCACGUGGCAAAACAAAGAUGACUGCUGGGGAAUUCAAAGCCAUGUCUGUGACCUAACACAUGAGACCUCUGACAUCCGGGAGCCUUACUACGGAAGAGUGAAAGCCGCAUUGGCUGGUGUCUUUUCCAACUGGAGCCUCAGCUGCAGAUUCACUCCCUGGCGAGAAACUAUGAUAGGACCUCCAAUAGUAACUGUGGUUCAUAGCAACAAAUCCAUUAUAGUAAAGCUCCAGGCUCCACGUUCUCCAUAUAAAAGGAAGAAAGGCAGCAAGAUACCAAUGACAAAUUAUUAUGAUCUGCUGUAUCAAGUCUUCAUAAUUAACAACUUGCUAGAUGAGCAACACAGAGUCCUGGCGUAUGAAGGAAAAGACAAGGUUAUUAAAAUAAAAGAUUUGAGGCCUGGAGUCAGCUACUGCAUCGUGGCUAAAACAUAUGUACCCAUGCUGGACCGCAGCAGUACUUACAGCAGCAGGCAAUGCACCGUACUGCAGUGACAGGGCUGCCACCUCCACAACAGGCAUAAUGGCAGAAGAUACCUUCCAUCACAGAUCCAGCUGUAAAUCAACAUCUGUUGUCUAUGUCUGGAAUACAUACUUGGACACUUUUUAAACUAACCUUUGCUGCAUUAAAUUAUUUGAUUCCUCACAAUCAUUUUAUGCUACAUGAAGGUCAAGGACUGUUUGUAUGUCCUAUAUUACAAUUUAUGAUGGUAUAUAUUUGCAUUUUCAAAGGAAACAGUCUUGUAACAUAAAAGAAAAAACAUGCAAAAAGCAUUUGUGGAAAUAUCCUUAAGAUUCCUUCUAGGGUUUUUCUAUUUUAAACCUUGGAAUUAAAAUACAAUUUAUAAAAUAGAAGUUUCAGAUAUUUUAUGUCUUCUAGAACCACGGUUGCAACAGAAUAUGAAAAAAGUGUCCUCUCUUUAAAAUAAGAAAUGUACAGUACAGGAGUA